AUGCCAAAUUCUGCGCUCAAUCUGAAUGGCCGCUUUGCAUGGAGCGUCAUGGAGGUAGUCGGUCCCAUUAAUCUGCUUUACAUGUUAUCAACACUUCCUGCAGAGUUCAAUUUCUCAUUUUCAGAAUUGCCUCUGUGGAACAAGGUUGCUGGCGCUCUCUAUGUGAUUCAUUAUUUCAAUCGAUCUAUUUUGAAUCCGCUCUUCGUUGCGCCUAGUAUUUCCCCGGUCCGGUUGGAGGUAUUUGCGCUUGCGUUCAUUUUCAACUGGUUCAAUUCUUCUUGCAUCGCUGGGUGGAUUACAGGAUAUGAUCUCACUCAAGGUCUGGGGUACACGCCUCUACCGACAUCAUCGACGACACUCCAGCAAUGUCUUCCAUAUAUCGGCUUAGCUACAUUUGCAUACGGAAUGAUUGGCAAUAUACGAUCUGAACGAACAUUAUGGAGUCUUCGCCGCGAGGAAGCGCAGCGUCAAGCAGCCAAAAAGUUCGACGAUAAAGCGGGAAGCGACAACGAGAGAAACAUCUACCACAAAGUCUACGUAAUUCCUCCCGCAAAAGGGCUAUUCCGUUGGGUUCUAUAUCCGCAUUAUUCUCUCGAAUGGCUGGAAUGGGCUGGCUUUGUAUUAGUCGGUACGGCAGUAUAUCCUGCUCAUGCGUUUUUGCCGGCAAUAUCACAUCCCGGUUUGCCAGCUCCGUCCGUCGCUCCAGCACCAUGGUUGCAGCCAUUUGCUAUACUUGCCAAAUACCUACGCGUUCCGUUCCCGUGGCCAGCUCUCGUGUUUAUUUUGAAUGAUAUUUUUACCAUGUUGCCGCAGGCACGACGAGGUGUGCGAUGGUACACUACCAAAUUUGGAAGUGAUGCCGUUGCUGGGCGGAGUGCGGUGAUUCCGGGUGUUCCUUUUCUUUAG
This is a messenger RNA of Talaromyces amestolkiae, 906 nucleotides long. RefSeq lists its product as uncharacterized. NCBI's taxonomy places the organism in Eukaryota, Fungi, Ascomycota, Eurotiomycetes, Eurotiales, Trichocomaceae. Bases 1 to 906 code for a protein of 301 amino acids. The record is from RefSeq and is a predicted model, not a curated record. The transcript has a single exon. Gene Ontology annotation, biological process: lipid metabolic process. Gene Ontology annotation, molecular function: oxidoreductase activity, acting on the CH-CH group of donors.